GUUUAUUCAGAAAACACAAGUUUUUACGUAUUAAUUACAAUAUUAUUAUUUAUUUGUAUCCUUAUAAUAAUUAUUUAAGUGCAAAAUUUUCUUUUGGAGAAGGCAAUUUCUCUCGCUCAAGUCAAUGUUUGUUUACAUUUCGAUUGACGUGAAACCAAAAAUAGAAUCUUUAAAAUAAGCCGGUGAUGACCCCAAUGCUUAAAAAGAUGUUCAAAAUGGGCGAAUUUAUUGUCUUUUUCGGAAAUGAGUGACGAUGAGAGUGAUCUUGACAUUGCAGUAUCAAUUCAAGUUCCUGUGAUAAAAUCUGAUUCUGAAGCUCAAACAAGUGGUCGAAUUAUUUCAAGAUCAAGAACACCAGUUAGGUCAAAAGAAGAUACAAUGGAGAUUGAUCCACAGUCCCAGUCUAUGUCUAUUAGAAAGAGAAGAAAUUUAUCCAAAAAUAGAGGUUCAGCAACGAGGCAAAGAGAAAAAACGCCGGAACCAGGUAGAAUAUCUGUUCCUCACGAAGACACAACAUCCGAGGAUGAGGAAAUACAUCCACAACGUUCUUCACGUGAAAUUGAGGCGGAUAAUACUUAUGAAGAAAUGAAACGCUUAGUUCAAGAACAAGUGAAAGCUAAAGACCCAGUGUAUGAUAUUGAUACAGAUGAAAUACUUGAAGCCAGAGUAAUGGCGGCAAAUGAAAGAAGAAGAAGAAGUAUUUCCCCUUUUGCUUUACCGGACAAAGAUGAAAUCUUAAAAUUGGAGCGUAAAGGUAGUUUUAUUGAUCCUAGCAAUAAAUUUCUCAGUACUAAUUAUACUUUGAGUCUUAAAGAUGAAGGUUCUAGUCGUAGAGGAUCAUUGACGAUGGAAUUUCCAGAAAAUAAAGAUACAAAAACUAUGUUGUCAACACCUCCACUUUCACCAAAAGACAAAGAGAUUCCACAAUCUUUUCCUACGCCACCAAAAAAGUUAGAAGAAAUUAUUUAUCCCGAUGAAGUCACCAAAGAACCCAUAGAUACAAGUAAAAUGAUCAAAACUUCUGUCAAAAAAGAGGUUACUCCCGAAGAAAAGGAAAUUAAACAAAGUCAAAAAUCUAGAACAGUUAAAGAUCUUUCAACUCCGGGUGAACUGGUAACCAAAGUUAUAGAAGUAGAAAGAACGCCUAGUAAAAAAUUGACACAGGAUCAAAAACCCGUUGUAGAAAUAAGAGAAAGAGUUGUAAGAACACCAAGUAAAAAAUCACCCACUGAUGCGAAGUCAGUCAUAACAAAACCUACUAAACAAGUAAAUGAACCACAAAGCAAAGUGCCACCUGUAAAACCAGCGAGAAGUAAAUCUUCAUCCAGAUUCGUGAGUAAAACUAGUGAAAGUGAAAUGAGUGAAGACCAAACAUAUCAACAAAGUAUUAAUACUAAUGGAACAAGACGAAAGGUAAUACCGACUCCUCGUCGUUUCAUAAAAAACAGAUCUCCAAGAGCUAAACGCUCACAAUCAGUCAACAGAGCUGAAGAUACAAGAUUUUUUGAUCUAACAGCAACGGGGAUGAGUCAAACUAGUCAAGAAAUAAUAGAAUUAAUGCAAAAAGCUAGGGCUCGAAGUUUAUCUUUACCUAAAGAUGAUCAAAGACUGCCAUCAGAAUAUAAACGAUAUAGUAAAAUCUUACAGACUCCAAACAAAACUCCUGUGACGCUAAGACAAACCAGAGGUAUUUCAUGUCCAAAAACUAUCCAGAUUAUAAGUGAUAGAGAAAUUCUCUCAGGAUUAACGUCAAAGCCUAAAGUUAAACACGAUACCGAAAAACAAAAUAAGCGAGGCUUUGUUGAUGUAAGUCAGUCAGAGUACACGUCAAGUUGUUAUUCUAGUUCACCUAGUGAAAAUGAAUAUGAAUUUGAUUUACUAGAACGAUCAGCUGAACUAACGCGUAAACUUAAACUCUUAAGUAAUGAAAAUGAUACAAAAGAAUUUCAAAGUAAUAUCGUUAAUCAACAUAACUUAGAAAAGUAUGAAGAUAUUAUACCAAAGUCUACAUUAAGAAAACGAUCAAUAGCCGAUAAAAAUAAAGCGAAGAAAAUCGAAAAAGAAGAGUUUGAUAAAAAAGUACCUAAAGCUGAAAAAGUUAAUGAAGACAAAACAGUUAACCUAUCACCGUGGAAAUUUAUUGCCAAUUGGCGACAGUUUAAAAACGAACAUAUCGAUGAUUAUAAUAAAAUCAGAUUACUCAGAAACAGAUGUAUUUGUGAUUUAUUAUUAUUAAUAUUUAUGUGUGGAUUAGGUGGAAUGCUAUUUAAAACAUUAGAAGGAUCUUUUGAAAACGCUUAUAAAUGUGGUACUAGAAGUGUAAAAAGAGAUUUUAUUGAAACUCUUUGGCGUGAAAGUUAUCGUCUCAGAGAAGAAGAAUGGAAAUCGUUAGCUAGAAGGAAACUUCAUGAAUUUGAAGACCAAUUGCAUACAGCUCAUGAAGCUGGCGUGACAUCCUACAGUGGACAGAAAUCUUGGAACUUUAUGAACUCAUUUGUCUAUUGUUUGACAUUAGUAACAACUAUCGGUUACGGUCACAUAGCUCCAAAAACAACUUACGGACGAGUGGCAACAAUUGGAUAUGCUAUUAUUGGCAUCCCUCUUUUCUUGAUUGUACUUGCUGACUUUGGAAAAUUAUUUACCAGAAUUAUAAAAUUCUUUUGGGCUUUUAUACGUAGAUUUUACUAUACGAGAAGUUGUAAAAGAGUCAGAAGAACAGAAACUAUGCAGGAAGUCAUGAAAGGUCUGAAUAUAGUUUACGACGUAGUACGUCGUCCUUCUCAAAUAUUUAAUGAAGAAGACGUAGAAGGUUCAAUGCAUGAAGGUGUGCCACCACCGGUUGUAAGAAAACCAAGUGAUGUCCCACCUCCUCUACCACCGAAACCUGGAACUUUAAGAGAAAUUGAAAUCGACACAGAACCAGAUACACCCGCGCCAUCAGUGUUCGAAAUAGACGAUGAGUUCAAUCUACCUAUAUCCGUAGCUAUAUUUAUUUUGGUUGUUUACAUAAUUAUUGGUGCAGUUGGCUACAAUUUUUGGGAGACUUGGAACUUCUUCGAAUCCUUCUAUUUUGUUUUUAUAUCUAUGUCCACCAUUGGUCUUGGAGAUUUAGUUCCCGAUCAUCCUAUGUUCAUGAUGGCGUCAAUAUUGUACCUUGUAUUUGGUCUAGCUCUUACGUCUAUGUGUAUAAAUGUCGUUCAAGUAAAAUUAUCUGAUACAUUCAAACAAGCAAGUGCAAAACUUGGUGCAACUAUUGGCCUUAAAGUGGCCGAAGAAGAUGGUAGUUUGGUACCAAUUACACCACCUCCAAUAGAAGUGCCUGCAGUUCACAAAUCCAAAUCAGAAAUAGAAGACAUUAAAAGUAAAGAAGAUUGUGAUGCUAAGACAAGAUAAGUAGUUGUGAAGUCGGUUGUUAUAUGAGUAGACGUGUGAAUAUUAUAACAUACGUAUAAGUGAUACUGUUAAUUUUAUUAUUAUUAUUUAUGAUUUUUUUUAUAUAAUUUUAUACAAAACUUUAUAUUGAUGUUUGUUGCUGUGUGUAAAUAAAGAUUUUUACAUUUA
Messenger RNA from Vanessa tameamea, 3561 nucleotides. RefSeq names its product muscle M-line assembly protein unc-89-like. NCBI's taxonomy places the organism in Eukaryota, Metazoa, Arthropoda, Insecta, Lepidoptera, Nymphalidae. Gene Ontology annotation, molecular function: outward rectifier potassium channel activity; potassium ion leak channel activity. Gene Ontology annotation, cellular component: plasma membrane. The coding region runs from base 244 to 3393 and encodes 1049 amino acids. The transcript has 5 exons. Gene Ontology annotation, biological process: potassium ion transmembrane transport; stabilization of membrane potential. The record is from RefSeq and is a predicted model, not a curated record.